AUGCACAUCGGUGGUUACAAUGCAUAUUUGUUAAUUUAUAUUACAUAAUGUAUGUGAAUAUUUUUGCACGGCUUUUCUAAGAAGAUUGGUUUUUGACAAGAAAGGUUUUGUCAAAUGUUAGAUGUGAUAAGCGCGUACUACGCGAUAAGCCUCAUGCGCUUAUAUAAAAAUCAUUUUACAAUGAUGAAUUCGUCAGUUAGCAACUUAAUAAGCGAAGAAAUAGAUAUUGGUCUUCAACUUUAGCGAAUGAGUUCUUCGCGAUGAAAGGGAUUUACUUAGUGGCUAUUUUAUAUAUAGCCACGAUGAGUACUGCUGCUCUUAACGAAGCACCAAUGGCUGAUUUUCAAACAAAAUGUCCCAAGGAGAAUCUAAGGAACAAAACAAUUUUUAUACCUCAUGAAAGUGACUGCACGAAAUUCUAUAAUUGUCGUAUGGGAGAGAAAGGGGAUCCACUACAGUGUCCUAUCAUGGAUAAGAAUGGCAACAGAUUACACUUUAAUCCUAAACUUUUUGUAUGUGAUUGGCCGUGGCAAGCCGGUUGCCAGGUAUCCUCAUCGACUCCAACGUCUAGUAUUCCGACGGUAACAACCCCAUCAACGACUUCUUCUACAACCCUGUGUCCAAGUACUCCGACGUCAUCAACUCUAUUACCGAGUAUUUCAACAACCCCGUCACCGAGUACUCUGACAUCAACGACCUCUUCAUCAAUUACUCCGACAACUCCCUUAUUGAAUUCUUGCAUGUCAGAUGGCAAAAUGCAUCUGCUUCCCCACAAGACUAUGUGCGAUCAUUACUAUUCAUGUUUUAAUGGUAAAGUAAAUCCCACCUCUCAAAAAUGCAAUCGCAAUUUAUUAUUCAAUGCAAUUCUUCGUGUAUGCGAUUAUCCGGAAAAUGUAAAAUGCAGCGUUAUCAUUCCAUCGGCUAUGGAUAUUGUGUCACCAACUAUCCGCUCAUUAAUUACAACGUCACCAAAUCCGCCGUUGACUUCAACAUCGUUCUCUUCAAUGCCGACAAAAUCAGUAGAGCCAUCUGACUGGGUUUGCGUACCAAAGAGCAAAAUUUACAAGGUUUCCCAUGAGAUUUGGUGCAAUUACUAUUAUUGGUGUGUUAAUGGUAUAAAAGAUACAGAGCCAAUAAAAUGUGAAACCCAUUUAUUUUUUAAUCCAGUGGUCGAAGAAUGUGAUUACCCGGAGAAUACAGACUGUGGUGGCAAAGGGACUGCAUCACCAGUAUCUACAGUAUCUACAAUAAUUACAAUACAUAAAAGACCUACAAGACCUAAAAAACCUACAAAGCCCACAAAAUCUACGAAAUCUACAAAACGUACAAAACCUACAAUACGUACGAAACCUACAAAACCUAAAAAACCUACGAUACCUACAAUACGUACAAAACCUACAAAAUCUACAAUACCUACAAAAUCUACAAUACCUACAAUUCCUACAAAACCUACAAUAUCUACAACAGAAUCCACAACAACGAAUACUACAACAACAACAGAAGUUUCUCCAACAACACAAGAGCUCAACAAAUCUCAUGAAAAUUAUCCUUCAAAGGGUUCAACAGAGUAAACACAGAUAGUGCUUAUGUCUUACCCAAAUCUACGUAAUUAAUAUCGCAAAUAUGUAGACAGUAAUAAGAUAUUAUACGAGGUAGUCUCAGAAAUACCAGACCUAA
Monomorium pharaonis (pharaoh ant) is the source of this 1677-nucleotide messenger RNA. RefSeq names its product cell wall protein DAN4. Gene Ontology annotation, cellular component: extracellular region. NCBI's taxonomy places the organism in Eukaryota, Metazoa, Arthropoda, Insecta, Hymenoptera, Formicidae. Gene Ontology annotation, molecular function: chitin binding. The transcript has 2 exons. The coding region runs from base 261 to 1571 and encodes 436 amino acids. The record is from RefSeq and is a predicted model, not a curated record.